Branchiostoma floridae (Florida lancelet) is the source of this 1105-nucleotide messenger RNA. RefSeq names its product membrane-spanning 4-domains subfamily A member 5-like. Bases 5 to 772 code for a protein of 255 amino acids. The record is from RefSeq and is a predicted model, not a curated record. Gene Ontology annotation, cellular component: membrane. The transcript is spliced from 5 exons. Lineage: Eukaryota; Metazoa; Chordata; Leptocardii; Amphioxiformes; Branchiostomatidae.
CAGCAUGUGCCAGCAGCAGCAGCCCGCUCGCACGCCGAAAUGUUUCGGCAACUCCGCCGCCAAAGCCCUGUCCAUCACUCAGGUGGUGUGCGGAGGUCUGGCCAUCGUCUUUGGCAUCGUCAUCAUCGUGCUUCGGGACCGGUUCAGCUUUACUGGAUAUCCAAUAUGGAUAGGAGCCCUGUUCCUUUCUACUGGAAUCGUCGGCAUAUUCGCAGCGGUCCGCAAGACUACCUGCAUGAUAAUAACCUUCAUGGUCCUGUCCAUCGUGUCAGCAGUCUUCACCAUUAUCAUGCUCCAGUACUCGGCCACUGCGAUAUUCGUAGAUCUAUACAUACCGUGCAGGUAUUGUAACGACAAGGAUGCCCGUUUGGCGAUUAACGCGCUGUUGGUCAUCCUAGCCCUGCUGGAGGCUGGGCUGUCAAUCACCUCCUCCGUGAUGACGUGUUGUGCCGUCUGCCCCUGCUGCAGAUGUGACGGUCAGGGUCACCAGCCACCAGCAGUUGCCUACCAAAUGGGAGCAGACGGCAGACUGGCCCAGAUCAUAGUACCCGGCCAGUACGUCAUGCAGGGGGGACAGCCCAUAGCCAUGACACCGCUCCCUCCAAACCAGACCCAAUACGCCACGGCCCUUCCCCCUGGAGCCACGGCCCUUCCCCCUGGAGCCACGGCCCUUCCCCCUGGAGCCGCGGCCCUUCCCUCUGGAGCCACGUCCCUGCCUCCACGUUACCAGCCUACCGAUCCCGGAGCUCCUGCCGUGAACCAGACUUUUUAAGACGCAGGAUGAUGAUGUCCCUCUCAACGAUAAAUAAUGGAAAUUAGAAACAACUACUAGUAUCUCAUCUAGUACUGCUAAAGAUGGGUCGGGUCUAGAAUCAGUUUGGUUGUGUGUAGAGACUAUGAAAACCGCAGUGCAUACAUGUCAGGUGGACUACUAGAGAUAAAACCGCUGUUAGCGAUGCGGUUUGCUACAGAAAAGAUUUUGAUUUAGUUUAUUGCGAUAACGGUAGGUCACCUUUAUCCGCGGGGUAACCUAUAUCCGUUCUUAAAAAAAUCCCCACGGUAUUUGGGAUAUCAAGUCGACGGAUGGUGCAUAUGGUUCCAGACU